AAAAUGAGACAAGAAUACAUUCCAUUAGACAGGCAUGGAGGUGUCAACGGAAAGGCCAUUUUAGUCUGCAUGAACAAAAGGAAGUUUAGUCUAUAUGAACAAUCCCUCAUUUACUUUAUUUUCGCCAAUAUCAGUUCGUAUGCAUACAAGAUACAAACGUAUGUAUGUAAACGUAUAUUUAUUAUGAAGAACAGUUACAUAUGCAUAUAUAUAGAUGAUUAUCCUGCAUUUAAUUCGGCUCUUUCCCAAAUAAAAUUAUAUUAUUGGAAAUUUGGUGUAAUGAAUAUUGGAGACAAUUCAUUAGCACCACUCCGAAUACUCGGCGAAGGUGCUUUUGGGCGGGUGUACCUUUGUAGAUGUGUUUCUACCGGUGCACCACCUGUUGUUUGUGUCAAAAGAAUAUUAAUUCAACAACCGAAAUUAGAAAUAAAAAUGCUAAUGGAAGAGAUCUAUAUUAUUUCACAAUUGAAACAUCCAAGUAUUAUAAAGUUCAUUCGAUCAUAUGUGCACGAAAGCAGCGUAAACAUUGUUAUGGAAUUUGCUUCGAAUGGUACUAUGCGUGAUAUAAUUAGCUUAAAUCGUCGCCCAUCAAUAUCAAAGAAAAGAUUUCUUGAAAUGAUAAUUGAUAUUAUAAUAGGACUUGAAUACCUACAUAUCCGUCACAUAAUUCACAGAGAUCUUAAACCGGAAAAUAUUUUAAUAGAUAAAAAUAAUAAGAUUAAAAUAGCUGAUUUUGGCAUCUCAACCAUAUUUAGUAAAAAUAAAGCAAUUCAGGGCCUGACCGGUACAUAUCUUUACAUGGCGCCAGAAGUUAUGAAAGGUGAAAAAUAUGAAUUUAAAUCAGAUGUUUGGUCAUUGGGUUGUAUACUCUAUGAAAUGUGUAAUGGAUUUAGUCCUUUCAAACAUGCGAAAAAUUUGGCUGAUUUAAAAUAUUUAAUUCAGAGCUGUGCUCAAAACGGACUUGAUACCGCGUCAAUAUCCACAUAUUAUGGUAUUGAAUGGGGUAGAAUUUGCAAAAAAAUGAUUGUUGUUAAUCCUAGUAAACGUUUAUCAUUAUGUAACAUCGUAUCAUAUGAUCCAAAUAUCGCUAUCCCAUAUUAUUGCGUAUAUUUUAAUUAUAAAAACGAUUUUAUGUAAUAAGUUUUCCACUUUAAUAGAAUUCUAUUUGUUUCGUUUUUCAGUAUAUAUGUACAUGUUUUAUUUAUUUUAUAAACAAUGAAUAUCGUUAUCAUCUACAUACAUAUUUGUUUAAAUUUCCAAAAUGUUGAGGUUUAAGCGUACACACUGUUAGAUGAACUCGGCUCGUGAAGAGCAGCAGCAUUUCAGUUAUGCUUCCCAUUUUUAUGAAUAAACAAAACAUUAAAAUUCAAGUACACACUUAUUUGAAAUCGCACGUUUGAAGAGUGGCUAAAAAAAUGUCCUAAGAAAAAAAAAUAAAAUGUACCCAUUUGUUCUUUUAUAUUGGCGAUUUUCUUGUGCUAAUGAAUAAUAUUUAUCUGGGAUUUCUUUGAUAAAAAAAAAUCAUCAAUUGAGAAAAGCAGCAUAUCACCUAACAAAAUUAUUAAAAUCAAUAAAUUAGUCCUUAUAAAUUUUGAAGUAUUAUUGGUUUCUAAAUUCCUUCUUUCGGACUUAUAUAAUAAAUAAAAUAUAAGUUUGCCC
Ceratitis capitata (Mediterranean fruit fly) is the source of this 1659-nucleotide messenger RNA. It is a transcript of the gene png, whose product is annotated as serine/threonine-protein kinase Nek7. The record is from RefSeq and is a predicted model, not a curated record. NCBI's taxonomy places the organism in Eukaryota, Metazoa, Arthropoda, Insecta, Diptera, Tephritidae. Gene Ontology annotation, biological process: protein phosphorylation. The transcript has 2 exons. Gene Ontology annotation, molecular function: ATP binding; protein kinase activity. Bases 4 to 1137 code for a protein of 377 amino acids.